Molecule: messenger RNA, 300 nt
Organism: Colletotrichum costaricense
Lineage: Eukaryota; Fungi; Ascomycota; Sordariomycetes; Glomerellales; Glomerellaceae
Exons: 1
Coding region: 1-300 (99 amino acids)
Source: RefSeq, a predicted model, not a curated record
AUGUGCCCCGCUCCAGCUCCCGCUACCGGCGUCGACCCGGGCCUGCGGUAUGCGGGGCAAACAGCUGGUUCGAUUCCUCAACGGCUCAAAGGUCGACGGACUCUGGGGAUAGCGCUGGGGGAUCUUCAGUCCGGCUUAUUUACUGAGCCUUCCUUUGGUCCUUGCUGCGUAACUGUAGUCUUUCCUGUGAAGCUGUGUCAGGUUGAGAUGGCAUUAGGGCUCCGCGACUGGGCAACUGAAAGAUCUCAAGCAGCGGACCAUUGGUGGUUCUGUUGUGUAAGUGUGUUCCGAUGUAAAUGA